GACAGCUGACAGUUUGUUUCGGUGAGUUUAUUUACAAAUCAGAAUAACGUGUUCUUCGAUCGUGAUUGUUGAUACACUUACUUUUGUUUAAUGAAAUUUUCUUAUAUUUCAAUUAAGGAAUCAUAGUUACAAACAAUGGAGUCAGCUAGAAUAAGGAAACCUACCACGCGUCGUGGUAAGCGCGCUUUGGAAGCAAGAGAGCCCAAAACGAUUGAAGUACCUAAAAAAACUUUGAUUAUGGAAGGUCGUAAAUGCUCCAAUGAAAUCCGACAAGCGUUGAAAGAUUUGAACCUCCUCAAGAAACCCUUAGCCAGACUGAUGAGAAGAAACAACGAUAUAACACUUUUUGAGGACCCAACUCCGUUAGAGCAACUUGCCAAAUCAAACGAUUGUAAUUUGUUCAUGUUUGGGUCGUCCUCGAAGAAACGUCCUAAUAAUCUCAUAUUGGGUCGCAUUUAUGAUGAGCAAGUGCUGGACAUGGUCGAGCUAGGAAUCGGAAAAUACAGAGGUCUACAAGAUUUCAGCACGGAAAAAAUAUCGGCGUUCGUGAAGCCGGUCAUUGUUUUCAAUGGCUACAAAUGGAAACUAACAGAGGAACUUCGUCGUAUCCGUAGCCUGCUGCUGGAUUUGUUCCAUAUAGAUAAUGUAGACAAAAUUCGGCUGCAAGGAUUGGAGCAUGUGCUCAGUUUCACUAUCACCGAGGAUUUAACUAUUCUGGUGCGUUCGUACCGCAUUCAUCUGAAGAAGAGUGGCCAACGAACGCCUCGUAUCGAGCUGGAAGAAAUGGGUCCCUCAAUGGAUUUAACGAUUCGACGGACGAAGAUAGCCUCAGAUGAUCUGUACAAAACAGCCAUGAAACAGCCAGCUAUCUUGAAGGUGGCCAAGCGAAAGAAUGUCUCUCGAGAUGAACUGGGCAACGUUCACGGAAGAGUUCAUGUAGGCAAGCAAGAUAUCAACGCUAUUCAGACGAGAAAAAUGAAGGGUUUGAAAAAGACAGCAGAGGAGAAGAAGGCAGAACGGGCGAGGAAAAAGCAGAAUAGUUCUGUGUUGACAUCGGAACCGGAAGACAACGAUGAUGGAAUGGGUGGUGACGAAGGAAGCGGAAUGGAUGUUGAUAGUGAUGAAUAG
Molecule: messenger RNA, 1128 nt
Organism: Toxorhynchites rutilus septentrionalis
Lineage: Eukaryota; Metazoa; Arthropoda; Insecta; Diptera; Culicidae
Gene: Non3
Product: ribosome production factor 2 homolog
Exons: 3
Coding region: 136-1128 (330 amino acids)
Biological process (GO): ribosomal large subunit assembly; maturation of LSU-rRNA from tricistronic rRNA transcript (SSU-rRNA, 5.8S rRNA, LSU-rRNA)
Cellular component (GO): nucleolus
Molecular function (GO): rRNA binding
Source: RefSeq, a predicted model, not a curated record